UAUAGUUAGAUUCUUUUUAUUCCUGAGACAUUCAAUAUUACAUUAAAUAUAUAAAUAGGAAAAUAACAUAUUUGAAGAGGUUAAGAAACAUGAUGUAUGGCACUGGCACAUUUUGCUCAGCAUGCUAGAUUCAACAAAAACAAACAGCAAAGACAAUAGCUGUCAACAGUACAGUAUAACAAACAGCAAAGACAAUAGCUUUCAACAGUACAGUAUAACAAACAGCAAAGACAAUAGCUUUCAACAGUACAGUAUAACAAACAGCAAAGACAAUAGCUUUCAACAGUACAGUAUAACAAACAGCAAAGACAAUAGCUUUCAACAGUACAGUAUAACAAACAGCAAAGACAAUAGCUUUCAACAGUACAGUAUAACAAACAGCAAAGACAAUAGCUUUCAACACUACAGUAUAACAAACAGCAAAGACAAUAGCUUUCAACAAUACAGUAUAACAAACAGCAAAGACAAUAGCUUUCAACACUACAGUAUAACAAACAGCAAAGACAAUAGCUUUCAACAAUACAGUAUAACAAACAGCAAAGACAAUAGCUUUCAACACUACAGUAUAACAAACAGCAAAGACAAUAGCUUUCAACAAUACAGUAUAACAAACAGCAAAGACAAUAGCUUUCAACACUACAGUAUGAUUAGGUCACACUAGUAAACAGCAAUGCCUAAAAUCAAAAUGACCACAUAAAAAUUUACCCAGCAUGCCCAAAAACUAUGAAACCCAUCCAUUCGCUGCCCACCUGCUUAGCUAACAAUACAAUGGAUACCUUUUUGGAGUGGGAUAAAAUAGAGUGAAGUACAUUUAAAUGGAAGUAGUACAUUGGAAUCAUUUCUACUUAAUUGUGACAUAUCAACAUGUUAAUAAGAAAUACACGUUAUACCACUCUAAGUCCAAUUAUAGUUGUAUAACAUGGGUCUAUAACAAUGAUAUACAGUGGAGAGUGGUAUAUAGUUAUCGUAUACAACUCCUUCGUAUACACUCCAGCUUACUUCGGUCCAAAGCCUUCUCUAUAUUCCGGCUUUGAGGAGGAAGAUUGAGCUGCCUUAGUAUUAUAAAUAUUGUAAAUCAUUGUGUCACACGCACAGUAAAUAUGGCAUAAUAAUAUGAAAUAUACCUUUAUGUAUAGAUUUGAAGAACACCAGCUCACAUCCCCGUCUGAAUCUAUUGUUAUAUUUGA
Owenia fusiformis is the source of this 1187-nucleotide messenger RNA. Lineage: Eukaryota; Metazoa; Annelida; Polychaeta; Sabellida; Oweniidae. The record is from the annotation of a GenBank genome assembly.